AUGUAUGCGCCGGGGGCAGCCCUGGCGUGCCGCGCGACCGAGUUCGUCUUCAAGGUCGGCAAGGAGACCGGCGGCAAGAAGAUGGAGAGCCCGCACUCGCUCAAGUCCAACGAGAUGGCCGAGGUCGCCUUCCAGCCGCAGCAGCCGCUCGUCGUCGACUCCUUCAAGAACUGCGAGGGCCUUUCACGCAUCGCCUUCCUCGACGGCAACACCGCCGUCAUGCUUGGCAAGGUCACCGGAGUCACCAGGAAGAGUGACAUGUAG
Molecule: messenger RNA, 264 nt
Organism: Emiliania huxleyi CCMP1516
Lineage: Eukaryota; Haptophyta; Isochrysidales; Noelaerhabdaceae
Exons: 1
Coding region: 1-264 (87 amino acids)
Source: RefSeq, a predicted model, not a curated record